AUGCAGGCGUCCCUGACUUCGCGCGCUCCGGCCGCGCCGCGCUGCGCGCGAGCGGUGUCGCACAGCGCGACCCGCGCCCACGCAGCGCGGCCGCCCGCGUCGCCGGCGUCUGCCGCGGCACCCGCGCAACGUGCGCAUAUCGGGACGACCGUCUGCGGGGGCUCCAUGAGCGGUUCGAGGCGGUUAGCGCCGCGCGUUGCUCUCCCAGAGCAACCAACACGCCGCGGACCGGCAGCUCCCUGCGCCACAGCCGACAAACAGCUCAGAAAGCGCAGGUCGAACCACACAGGGGUCUAUCUCCUCCUCCUCCUGAACACCGUGAUAUUCGUCGUCGAUAGGGUGCUGCACCAGCAGUGGGUCCAGAUGCUCUACCUGAACCACGCGGCGCCGAUUUGGUGGCAGUUCAUCACCUGCUGCUUCUGCCACGCGUCCUGGGACCACAUCAGCUCGAACCUCUUCCUCCUCCUCGUCUUCGGCCGUCUCGUCGAGGAGGAGGAGGGCGCGCUCGGGGUCUGGGCCACCUACCUCAUCGCCGGCGUCGGCGGCGCGCUCUCCUCCUUCAUCUUCACGCCGCAGGCCCAGGGCGGCGCGGCCAAGGCGGCGGUGGUGUCCCUCGGCGCGUCCGGCGCCGUUUUCGGCUUGUUCGUGGUCUCGGUGCUGGUCCGGCUGGCUUUCGACCUCCGGAAGCUGCUCGAAGGGGCGAUUCUGGGCCAGUUUGUAUACAAGCAGCUCGCGCAGGAGGCGCAGCUCCAGCUCGCGGGCGCGGGCGCCGCGACGGGCGUGUCGCACGUGGCGCACCUGGGCGGCGCGCUGGCGGGGGUGUUUCUGAUCCUGCUGCUGUCCCGGAUCGCCCCCGCGGACGACGGCGCCGUCGGGGCGCGGUGA
Molecule: messenger RNA, 885 nt
Organism: Pedinophyceae sp. YPF-701
Lineage: Eukaryota; Viridiplantae; Chlorophyta; Pedinophyceae
Source: the annotation of a GenBank genome assembly